Molecule: messenger RNA, 3255 nt
Organism: Saccharomycodes ludwigii
Lineage: Eukaryota; Fungi; Ascomycota; Saccharomycetes; Saccharomycodales; Saccharomycodaceae
Gene: PIK1
Product: 1-phosphatidylinositol 4-kinase
Exons: 1
Coding region: 1-3255 (1084 amino acids)
Biological process (GO): phosphatidylinositol phosphate biosynthetic process; phosphatidylinositol-mediated signaling
Cellular component (GO): cytoplasm; membrane
Molecular function (GO): 1-phosphatidylinositol 4-kinase activity
Source: RefSeq, a predicted model, not a curated record
AUGAGCACCACUGAAAGCACAAAAGAACAAGGGUCUCAGAGACAUGGUAUACCCAUUUCUGCAUCGACACCAGUUUUAUCAACACUUGUAGAAAAGGAUGGCUCUCCAUUUGAUAUAUCUGUUUAUAAAGAUAACACUAAAAAGGGCUUAAACUUUAAAAAGAAUACACGAGGGCAACAGAACAACCAACUACUUUUCAAAUUUAUCAAUUCUUCUCACUUUUCAUUGUACACUAAUAUUGAAUAUUUAAUUCAAUACAGCGAUAAUAUUGGUAUACAUUAUUAUUUGUGUCAGAAGUUAUUAACUUUCCCCCAUUACGAGCUGCAAUUUUACAUUCCACAGUUAGUUCAAAUUUUGUUAACUAUAGAAACCGAGUCCAUGGCGUUAGAACAUCUUAUAUUAAAAUUGUCCAAUGAGAACCCACAUUUUGCAUUAUUAACGUUUUGGCAGUUGCAAGCUUUAUUAGGAGAUUUGUCUGCUGAUCCGAAAUCUUUUGGGUUUGAAGUAGCCAGAAGAACUUUAAAUAAAUUGCAACAUUUAUUACUAGAUUUUUCAAAAAAUGAUUAUUCAGACAUUUUGGAACCCAAAAAAUUGCGGGAAAACACUUAUCCAGCAAUGCUUUUAAGCAGUAUGCUUGGUCUGAGUAUUGGACUACCUCAGCUUAGUGAAUAUGCUAAACCGCUAAUUGUAUCCCAAGGUGCUAGAGAAAAGUCAUAUGUUUUCACAGUUGCUAAAAAUGCUUUAAGAAAGUUGAACAAAAACCUGACCAUGAAAAACACCAAGUUGAACAGUGCAAAUACCAAGAGUAACACCACCAAAAUUAUUUUACAGGAUGGUGUUGUCACCAAAGACGAUCUCGAAUUUAAAAAACCUUUAGUUAAAAGCCCAUUGAAAAAUGCUGCUUCUUUUGAGAUGGUGGAUAUUAUUGGUACUAGAUUAUUUGACCAAACAAUUUCAAGUGCUAUUAAAUUACCUAAACGUAGAGAUACAAUGAAAAACACCAAGAAUGAUAAAUUAUUUGUACAUAGGAAAGAAAAUUCCAAUGAUUCUGGUACGAAUGCAAGUAAUACUACGAAAUCCGGGGAUAUUCUUUUGAGCGAGGAUCCCAGAUAUGUCAAUUCCAUGCCAAAUUUAUUGGAGCACAAUAGAUCUUCUACCUCUGUUAGCACUUUUAAUUCCGCAGACGAAUUAAGAUCGACAAAAUCAUCACAAGAUAUUAAGAGCAAACCAAAAUUACAAAAAAUGCCAUCGGAGCCUCCUCUUUUCCAUAAUCGUAGAAUAAGCUCUCAUCAUGGUGCAAACUUCAUUAACAUUGAUCCAAACCAAAUUUCCAUGACUAAAAAAAUCAAGUUGUUAAAAAUGAACUAUUUCCGUUGUGAAACCCAAUUUGUUAUUGCCUUAGAAUCCAUAUCGCAAAGAUUGAGCAAAGUUCCUAAAGAUGCCCGCUUAACAGCUUUGAGAGCAGAGUUGGCAUUGAUGAAUCGUGAUUUACCUGCAGAAGUUGACAUACCAACACUAUUGCCGCCCAAUAAAAAGGGGAAACUACAUAAAUUGGUAAAAAUUGAAUGCAAUGAGGCACAAGUUUUGAAUAGUGCAGAAAAGGUUCCAUUUUUGUUAUUAAUUGAGUAUUUAAGAGAUGAAUUAGAUUUUGAUCCAUCAACGGAAGCGAAUGAAGAGUUAUUGAAUGAAACCCCACAAGAAGGUAGUUUUAUUUUUGAUCUAACCAAUAUAAAAAAUGACAAAAGAACAUAUGAUGAAGAUAGUACGAAUAAUAAAACAGAUAAGGAUACUAAGGACAUGAGUAUUUUUGUUGAUAGAAAAAACUCAUUUUCCCAAAUGGCACCCUCGCCAUCUUCGUCAGUUAGUAGAAGGGAAAUUGAUUUGGGUGAUAUAUCUAUGGUUCACAUUGAAAAACAGAGUCAGUCUGAACAUUUUAAACAUGAGUUAUCAUUGGUAUUGGCUGAGAACGUACCCGUACUUUCGUCAGAUACCAGAACUCCAGAGUUGCAUUUUAUUUCUAACAUUGAUGAUUUGAAUAAAAUUUCUAAUGGUAAUAGUGGUGGGAAUGGCAGCAAUUUGAAUUUAAAUGCUGGUUCUUUAGACGAUCUAGCCACGCAGAUGAGAAUUUCUGCUGUUAUGUUGGCUCAAUUAGAUAAAUCGCCAUACAAGUUACAGGAUUCUGCCAAUCAAAUCAGGAAGAAAAUUAUUGAGUCUAUGCAAGAGGUUCAGGAUAGAUUUGGAUUUAAAGAUUUUGAAAGCAUAACAAAUGGUGCUGGUGAACGUAGAUUAGAAAAUGAUUUGAAAACAGGUGGUUUGUUAAGUAGCAAGCCAGACGUAUCUUAUUUAGGUGAGGAUUGGAAUGCCAAAAAAGAGCGUAUCAGGAAAACAAGUAAAUUUGGACAUAUGGACAAUUGGGACCUAUGCUCUGUCAUUGCGAAAAGUGGAGAUGAUUUAAGACAGGAGGCAUUUGCCUGUCAAUUAAUACAAGCAAUGGCCAACAUAUGGCAAGAUGAAAAUGUUGAUGUCUGGGUCAAGAAAAUGAAGAUUUUGAUCACCAGUCCAACAACUGGUUUGGUUGAAACGAUCACCAACUCGAUGUCCGUACAUUCCAUUAAGAAAUCCCUAACCAAGCUAAUGAUUGAGAGUGGAGAAUUGAAUGAAAAAGCAGGUGAGAUUGCGUCACUAGCUGAGCAUUUCUUACGAGCUUAUGGUGAUCCUAAAGGCUUUAAAUAUAAGAGAGCGCAGGACAAUUUUGCUUCCAGUUUGGCUGCGUACUCUGUUAUAUGUUAUAUUUUACAAAUUAAAGAUAGACAUAAUGGGAACAUUAUGAUCGACAAUGAAGGUCAUAUGGUACAUAUUGAUUUUGGGUUUAUGUUAUCGAAUUCACCGGGGUCAGUUGGGUUUGAAGCCGCGCCAUUUAAAUUAACUUUAGAAUACGUGGAUAUUCUAGGUGGAUUAGAUGCAGAACCUUUUAAGAAAUAUGUCAGGUUAGUCAAAGAAGCAUUUAAAGCGCUAAGAAAGCAUGCCAAUGUAAUUGUUUCAAUGUGUGAGAUUAUGCAAAAAGAGUCACUACAACCAUGCUUUAAUGCAGGUUCUCAAACGAGUAUUCAAUUAGAACAAAGAUUUUAUUUGAGCAUGUCAGAUGAAGAAUGUGAUAAAUUUGUAGGAGAUUAUUUAAUAAGUAAAUCCUUAGGAAGUAUUUACACUAGAUUAUAUGAUCAAUUUCAGUUGAUUACUCAGGGUAUUUAUAGUUGA